UGUGAGAUAUUGUGUAAUGUUUGCAAUAUUUUUCCUCUUGGCCUUAGCUUUACCAGCGAUAGCUGGUGAGGACGAGGGAGUUUGUCGGGUGCGGUAUCUUGAUACCCCAAUUGCUGCAAAAGACGGAGACUUCAUCAUCGGAGGAAUGUUCAAUAUAGGUCAGCUCGAGUACACAGACGAUGAUAACGGCACUAAAAUACCAGUUCAAACUUGCUCUUACACUGGGAUUAAAGAAUAUAACAUCCAGAAGGCCAUCGUCCUUAAGAUGAUAAUAGACAAAGAAAAUGAAAGAUUCAAGAGGGAUUUCAACAAGACUCUGGGAUACGAGAUGUAUGACACGUGCAUGAGUUCAGCUGUCACAGCAAGAGCCUCUGCUGCACUUGCUAGCAACAAAAAGGUUGUAGGAGUUUCUGGAGUCGACAGGAAAGAUUACAUCAAAGGAUCUGCCCAAGCCACAGCUUCAUUCCACAUCCCCACAUUCGUCUACAUGUUUAAUGAUGAUGAGUUGAUGACAGCUAGUACAUAUCCAACUCUAUUUUCCAUGAUCGACACGGAAGUCAAAGAAGCGGAAAUAACUAUUCGAUUCUUAGAAAAGAUGGGUUAUCGAUAUAUGGACAUUUGGUACCACAAAUAUUCUAAAGAUAUGGCCGAGCACAUAUACAACAGCUACGUCAAGAAAGUAGGAUGUGGACGAAUAACUGAUGUCACAUACAAAGAACACAUUCCAAGGAUAAAGCAAACCUACAAUGAAACUGGCCGAACUCCUUCACGGGUUCAACUCAUUCUCCAAAAUUCUAUAUCAACGUCCAAAGUGAUGCUACAAGAAAUGGUUGGUAACCUAGGAUUCAGAGAUAAAAUCUACAUACUUGGAUUAUCUAACGGGCGAUUAAGUUACCUGGACGACUACGCACAAAUCCUCAACAACUCUGGAGACAAUACUCUUAUACUUCAACUACCAGAUCUCCUCAAUAUUAAAAUGGAACAAACAUUAAAAGAUUUAAACAAAGAUUGGAGACAGGUUGACAAACGAGACCUCAUCGACAACAUCUAUGAGAAGGUACAGAGUUACAGAUGUCCAAAGGAUCAGGUCGAGCCAAAGAAUUGCAAACUUACCAGUUGGAUUCCCUAUAUGGUUGGAGGAGUUGAGCUGAUUCUAGAAUCUCUUCAUGCCAUUCUGGCAAAAAAUAAACAACCCAAAGAUGACUGUUUGAUGGACUACAGAACAGAGCUGUUCGAAGAAAUUUCCAAUGAGAAUAGAACGUUGAAUGUUACUCUGGAAAAGAAUGUAACACUACCCAUCAGGAUGUUCAACAAGACAGUCAAUAUGGGCUACAAGAUCGGGGUCUACAGAACGAAGACAGGCAAUUUCAGCACACUAGGAAGGGCAUUUUUUGACCGAAUAGAAGUCAGUGACGAAAAUCUUCUAGAAAGUAUAUCAGGUUACAACAAAACCUGUUCGCAUACCUGCAGGCCAGGCACCCAUCGCCUUUUUGACGAGAGUGUCCAAUAUGUACCCUGCUGUUGGACCUGUGAACCUUGCAAGCUUGACCAAUACAGCAUCGAAUAUAAUACCAAUUUGUGCAAAGCAUGCGAUCACUCUAUGUCAGCCAUUGAGAAUCACACUGCUUGUGUCUUGGCCCCAGAAAUAUAUAUUAGGCCAAAUUCAACAACAUUUAUUGUGGGAGCUUCGAGUAUGCCGCUUGGUAUAUCAAUGGUCAUUGUCUUCGGUGUUGUCAUCUUUAGACAUGAGGAUAGGCCAGUUAUCAAAGCUUCCGACCCAGGCUAUCUCUAUAUGGUUCUACUAAGCUUGCUGAUCGGGUAUCCUACGGCUUUGACUCCUCUUCUCAAACCUUCGACCGAAACUUGCUCAGCGGAGUAUUACUGCUUCGCAAUUUUUGCUACUUUGAUAUCUACCAACUUGCUCUAUAAGUGCGUUAAAGUUUACGAUAUUUUUGCUGCUGCCCAAAAUUUUUCGGCACCCAAGUUAGGUGUGUUCCUUAAGAAAACAGGCCAGACUGCCUUCAACUUGCUCACCCUGUCGAUAACAGUCAUCAUCCUUCUCAUUGACAGCUACACCGGAGGUGGACCCAGCUGGGCCUUUAAGAGGUACCAGGAAGCGCCUCAUAGACCCUGGUACCUAACGUGUACCAGCAUCAAUAGCAAGACCCUGAUAAUUCCAGUAGUUAUGCCAGGUCUAUCGUUCCUCAUUACCCUGGUCCUGGCAUUUAAGAUGAGGAAGUUUCCUCACAACUUCAGAGAGUCCCUCAACAUAUUUUGUGCCACAUUUGUGGUGCUGUUGUGCUCCAUCAUGUUCCUGGCAGGCUACGGUUUUUCUCCUCCAGAAGUUCGAGCUGUCCUGCGUGCUGUAGUGAUCUUCAUCACCUCAACAGCCUUCCUCUUCAGCAUCUACAUCCCGAAGAUUUACAUCCUUAUGGACAAGGAAGUAAACGUCGAAGAGGAAAGAAAAAAGAUUCGCGAGGGAGUAAAGCGCUAUUCAUCCGUGAAAGAAGGUCUUAGUCUGUCAGGCGUCGAAACAAAGGUCGCCAUCAAAAAUUGCAAUCGUAAAAGAUGAGAGGAGGGUCCUGUUGUAUAAUGUGGACAUUGAACUAAUAAAAGCACUGUUGUAAGAAUAUCAUUCUAUAAAAGCAAUGGUGACAGUUUAUAAAUCUUCAAGAACUGUUAGCACGAGUGACUCAUGUCAAGACCACUAUGCUCUCUUGCAAGUGUGCUGAUACACAUUUAAAUAUUGCUACAGUAAGACCAUCAAUACCAAAUUUUCCCAACAUACAGGAACAUUUAUCUCUUCGGCCCGUGGAGGGGCCCCGGUUUGUCCCUCCUUUACAGUAUCUUUAUACCUUUAUUAUUACU
Bolinopsis microptera is the source of this 2868-nucleotide messenger RNA. Its product is annotated as metabotropic glutamate receptor 7-like. Gene Ontology annotation, cellular component: plasma membrane. Gene Ontology annotation, molecular function: adenylate cyclase inhibiting G protein-coupled glutamate receptor activity. The coding region runs from base 17 to 2572 and encodes 851 amino acids. The record is from RefSeq and is a predicted model, not a curated record. NCBI's taxonomy places the organism in Eukaryota, Metazoa, Ctenophora, Tentaculata, Lobata, Bolinopsidae. The transcript has a single exon. Gene Ontology annotation, biological process: G protein-coupled receptor signaling pathway.